ACCUUUGGGUCCACAGAGAAGCUCAGCACCAAACGUUCUGCCUGAAUCCACCAUGUGGCUGAAAGUCUUCUUCACCUUCGUCUUAAACGUGUCGAGCUGCUGCGCGGCGUCAGUCUUUCUUGAUCCGGAUCGAGCCCAUGGCGUGCUGGUGCGGACUCGCAGGUUUAACUCGGGCUGGUUAGAGGAGCUGCAGAUGGGAGACCUGAAGAGGGAGUGUCUGGAGGAGAAGUGCUCGUACGAGGAGGCGCGGGAGGUGUUCGAACACGACGAGAUCACGAAUGAGUUCUGGAAAACGUAUAACGUCCCAGACAGGUGUCAGUCCAGUCCGUGUCUUAACAGUGGCAGCUGCAACAACCAUGGCUCGUCCUACACCUGCAACUGUCUGCCUCAGUUCAGCGGACUCAACUGUGAGCUCGAUGACCUGAGCCCCUCCAGCACCUGCCUGCUGGAGAACGGAGGCUGUGAGCAUUUCUGUGACGAAGACCACGAAGGACAGAGGCUGAGCUGCUCGUGUGCAGAUGGCUACUUCCUGGAUGGUGAUGGGCAGAGCUGCGUAGCCAAAGAGCCGUUAGCGUGUGGCAUGGUCCCCGUCCUGCAAAGACAAAACGAAUCAAAGCAGCUCGACUCCAGAGCUCGAAUCGUGGGAGGAACAGAGUGCCCCAAAGGUGAAUGCCCCUGGCAGGUUUUGUUGGUCUAUAAAGGCAAAGGUUUCUGUGGAGGAGUGAUUUUUAAUCCGACCUGGAUCCUCACAGCCUCUCACUGCCUGGAGGACACUGAGGUUCAGUUCCUGCACGUGGUCGCAGGCGAGCACAACACCGAGGUGAAUGAGGGCACUGAGCAGGUCAUCCUGGUGUCUGAGAUCAUCAUGCAUGAAAACUACGUGAAAAUCACCGCCAACAACGACAUCGGCCUUCUCCGUCUGGCGUCGCCUAUCAUCUACACAACAUACGCCGUCCCGGUCUGCAUGCCAACGCGACCUCUGGCCGAGCGUGAACUCUGGGCCAUCCGCCUGCACACGGUGAGCGGCUGGGGGAGGAGGGGUGAGAACGGACCCACCUCCACCGUCCUGCGGCAGCUGAAGGUGCCGAGGAUCAGCACUCAGCAGUGCGUGGAGGACAGCGGCGUGGUGCUCACUGAGAACAUGUUCUGUGCCGGGUACAUCGAGGGACGCCAGGACUCGUGUAAAGGCGACAGCGGCGGACCGCUGGUGACCAUGUACAAGAAGACCGUGUUCCUGCUGGGCAUCGUCAGCUGGGGGAAGGGCUGCGCUCGACCAGGAAACUACGGCAUCUACACCCGAGUGUCCAACUACCUCGAGUGGAUCCACAACCGCACAGUAACGAGGAGUCUGCAGACAAACACGAGCGAGGCGUCGCUACACAACCUGACCACCUGACGAUAACGCCACACCAACGACACAACGCUACAGUGGUCUGUGAUCUCACAAAAACAUGAAACUCUGUAGAAACAUGUAGGAUGUAAACUGGGACUGCAGGUAGUCAAAGUUCUUCAAUAAUCAUCAAACUGAAGUA
Molecule: messenger RNA, 1532 nt
Organism: Labrus mixtus (cuckoo wrasse)
Lineage: Eukaryota; Metazoa; Chordata; Actinopteri; Labriformes; Labridae
Gene: f7
Product: coagulation factor VII
Exons: 8
Coding region: 53-1396 (447 amino acids)
Biological process (GO): blood coagulation; proteolysis
Cellular component (GO): extracellular region
Molecular function (GO): calcium ion binding; serine-type endopeptidase activity
Source: RefSeq, a predicted model, not a curated record